Molecule: messenger RNA, 1959 nt
Organism: Lodderomyces parapsilosis
Lineage: Eukaryota; Fungi; Ascomycota; Pichiomycetes; Serinales; Debaryomycetaceae
Product: transcription factor TFIIIB subunit
Exons: 1
Coding region: 1-1959 (652 amino acids)
Biological process (GO): transcription by RNA polymerase III; RNA polymerase III preinitiation complex assembly
Cellular component (GO): transcription factor TFIIIB complex
Molecular function (GO): RNA polymerase III general transcription initiation factor activity; TFIIIC-class transcription factor complex binding
Source: RefSeq, a predicted model, not a curated record
AUGAGUAGUUUAGUCAAAAAGGGAAGUCAGUUUACUCCAAAGUUGAAGAAUCCAGUCAGAAAGAAAGCCACGCCUAGGGCCACUGCCACUCCUGAACCUUCCCAAAAGGGCACCGCAAGAGCGUCAUCGGAUGUACGCUCUAGACCUAUAUCUGAUCAGUUGGACACGCCACCAAGUACACAGCUAGAGAAACCACGAUUUACUUUCAAUAUUAGAGGAGCAGCUUCCGGUAGCCCCGUUUUGGAUGAUAUAGUGGAUCCAAUAGACAAUCUGAAACCACAAGAGUCGGCAAUUGCAGAUAGCUCAGACGAGGAUGACGAGACGCUCAAACAACAUGCACAGAGUCUACGUAGGGCCUCAUCACGAAGAUUAUCUGGAAUUAACCCCGGCCUUCGAAGCCGAUCCGCUUCUGUUUCUCAACGACCAGGUAACGAUGAUACACUGUCAGCUGCUAGAAUUUUAGUGCCACAACCAAAAUCUACAAAAAGAAGAAGAUCGCUGUUGAGCACGCGAAAUGCAAAAAGAACCUCAGUACUGAUGCCGGUUAAUUCUACUGCUCCUACACUCAAGCCGUCACUGCUGGUGGCAAUUUCCAAGCCACCCACUACUACUCACUCUCCAGCGCCAACCGCAUCCUCAAGUACCACCACAGCAGCUAGAAUUUUGAACUCCAAUGUUCGUCAUUUGUUUCCUGCAUUGAGACCUUCUGCUGCACCUUUAAGCAAGAUCAUGAAUGAUCCAGAAACAGCACCCUCAUCAUUGAAUGUUGCCAAGAGGGGCGAGAUGAAUGUGGUGAGCAAAGAAUUCGUUGUGGGGAUUGAUCCUAGGUCAAACAAGUUGCGGAAGUUUAGACGUCGGGAUGCGCCGAAACCGGAGGUCAAGGAGGAAAGUGAUGGAUUCACCAGAGUUGCUAACAAGUCGUUGGACUAUUUGAUUCCUCUUGCGCCAGAGAAUUUAGUUACGACUGUGACCAGCAUCAGUCAAAUUCCGUCCGGCAUUAAAGAAGAGGACUUGGAGUUGUAUGGAGAACUUGAUUUCGAUUAUGAGGGCAUGACAAUGGCCGAUUUGUGUAAACCGACAUUGAAAAUUGGGAAUGUUAGCUCCAGUUUCAAAUUGGCACAAGAAGCAGAGGUGCAAUUGAAGCAGAAAAAAGUGCAAAGGCGACUAGACAGGAUGAGAGCAAGAAAUGAAAGAAUAUCUUUGGAGGAGGCGAUGUUGAAAAAUGAAGGAAAGACUGACGAAGAAAUUCGACUCGAACGGGAGGGUAAGAAACCAAAAUCGGGAACAGACUUGCUAAAUUUGGAAGAGGAAGCACCAUCAACGUCUUCAACAUUGCAGUUAACGUUGGUGGGUGGAAAAAUUGGUUUCAACGAAGAAUCUGCUGUUGUUGUGAAGCCUAGAGCUGAUGCGUCUGGACGUACAGUUGAGGACUCCAACCCUUUCGCAAACCCCGUCACAUCCACAACAUAUAGCAAAAGAAUAUACACAGACAAGUGGACUCCAGACGAACUAAAUGAUUUUUACCGUGCUUUGAGUAUGUUUGGUACCGAUUUUUCAUUGAUUGCGCAAUUGUUCCCUCAUCGCACUAGAAAGCAAAUCAAGUCAAAGUUCGUGUUAGAGGAGAGAAAGUUCCCAGAAGUGAUUGAAUUGGCAUUGAAGAGGAAGCUUCCUGUCGAUUUCAAAAGGUAUUGUGAGACGACAAAUAACGACAUAAAGACAAUUGAACAGUACAAUGAAGAGUUGAAGAAGGUCAGAAUUGAGCAUGAACAAAGUAUGAAUGCGAUUGCCAUUGAGAGGGAGAAGGCAUUUAAAGAAGAUGCUGAAGCUAAUAGAAGGCGUGAAAUUGAGAUUAGAACAGGAUUCACUGGAUCUAAGCCAAUGACGACAGCCGAACGGAGAAAGGAGUUAAGGAAGAACGAAACAGUUGUUGGAACUAUUGACGAUAUAAAGAAUCGUUAG